UUGUAGUAGGCGAUUGAGGAGCGAGAGAGCGAUGGCAGGCGGGUUAGUUCGCGGCAAGCUGAUUGCAGUAAUCGGAGAUGAGGAUACGUGCACCGGCUUCCUGCUUGGCGGCAUUGGGGAGCUGAAUAAAAACCGGAAACCGAAUUUCUUGGUUGUGGAGAAAGAGACCAGUGUCACGGAAAUAGAAGAAACGUUCCGGAGUUUCUUAAACAGAGAUGACAUCGGGAUCAUCUUGAUCAACCAAUUCAUUGCCGAAAUGAUCCGUCACGCUAUUGAUGCUCACAAUGUUUCUAUCCCUGCUGUGCUUGAGAUUCCAUCCAAAGAGCACCCUUACGAUGCAAACAAGGACUCCAUUCUGCGUAGAGCUAAGGGCAUGUUUACCUCUGAUGACUUGCGGUAACUCUACGGCAGAGCUCCGAAUAAUUCUGGAAACCUUACAUUGACCACUUGGUGUAACCUAUUUACUCGUGAGAUAUCCUGUCCUGCUUGCAGUCAUUAGACCCAAAUCUUAAAUAUAUUGUUUCUCAUUAACAGUGA
Molecule: messenger RNA, 537 nt
Organism: Spea bombifrons (plains spadefoot toad)
Lineage: Eukaryota; Metazoa; Chordata; Amphibia; Anura; Pelobatidae
Gene: ATP6V1F
Product: ATPase H+ transporting V1 subunit F
Exons: 2
Coding region: 32-400 (122 amino acids)
Biological process (GO): proton transmembrane transport
Cellular component (GO): membrane; proton-transporting V-type ATPase, V1 domain
Molecular function (GO): proton-transporting ATPase activity, rotational mechanism
Source: RefSeq, a predicted model, not a curated record